CUCUAAGUCUACUGAAAUAUACCUGCUAUAAAUCCAUCGUGCAACCUCAGAUUAUAGUCACGAACGUUGUUAAGUACACAAGAAACGUUCAGUUUUUUAAAAUAAUUUAAUUUUAAUCGUUUGACAAAUAUAAGAGUGUUUAUUUUUUAAAUUGUAACAAGAUGUCCAACGGUGAUAUGGACAAUUUACCUGAAGAUGGCAUGACUGCCAAAGAGAUGAUCACAUCCGGCAAUGGCCUUACCUACAAUGAUUUUAUAAUUUUACCUGGAUACAUUAACUUUUCUGCUGACCAAGUGGAUUUAUCGUCUCAGUUGACAAAAAAUAUUAUAUUAAAAGCACCACUAGUUUCUUCUCCAAUGGACACAGUAACUGAAUCUAACAUGGCCAUUGCUAUGGCUCUCUGUGGAGGAAUUGGUAUUAUACAUCACAAUUGCUUGCCAGAAUACCAGGCCAAUGAGGUACAAAAGGUCAAAAAAUAUAAGCAUGGAUUUAUCCAUGAUCCAGUGGUGCUGUGUCCAACAAAUACAGUUCAAGAUGUACUGAACGUAAAAAAAGAAAAAGGAUUCUGCGGUAUUCCAAUUACCGACACUGGCAAACUUGGUGGUAAAUUGGUAGGAAUUGUGACAUCCCGUGAUAUCGAUUUCAUGGAAGGUAGAUCAAACUACACAAAGAUCACUUUGGAUCAGGUGAUGACAACGGAUUUAGUGACUGGACAAGCGGGUCUUAAUUUGCCACAAGCUAAUGCUAUUCUCGAAAAGAGCAAGAAAGGAAAACUGCCAAUCGUUGAUGAAAAAGGCAAUUUAGUAGCUUUGAUGGCGCGCACCGACUUAAAGAAAGCUCGUAGUUAUCCUUUUGCGUCGAAGGAUGAGAACAAGCAACUCAUUGUGGGAGCCGCCAUCGGUACUAGGCCUGAGGAUAAAAGACGUUUGGGCAUCCUUGCCCAAGCUGGUGUUGACGUCGUGGUAUUGGAUUCGUCACAAGGAAAUUCAGUGUACCAAAUUGAAAUGAUUAAGUUCAUUAAAGAAACGUAUCCAAAACUUCAAGUCAUCGGUGGCAAUGUUGUCACAAUUAAACAAGCCAAAAACUUAAUUGAAGCAGGAGUUGACGCUUUGAGAGUAGGCAUGGGCAGCGGAAGCAUCUGCAUAACACAAGAGGUGAUGGCUGUAGGCCGACCACAAGCAACUGCUGUAUAUAAGGUAGCUGAGUACUCAAAGAACUUUGGCGUUCCUAUAAUUGCCGAUGGUGGCAUUCAAUCCAUUGGCCACAUUACGAAAGCGCUUUCAUUGGGCGCAUCUACAGUUAUGAUGGGAUCAUUGUUGGCGGGCACUUCCGAAGCCCCAGGUGAAUACUUUUUCUCAGAUGGAGUCAGGUUGAAGAAGUAUAGAGGUAUGGGCAGUCUCGAAGCCAUGGACAGGAAAGACGCCAUGGGUUCUGCAAUGAACCGAUACUUCCACAACGAGAUGGAUAAAAUGAAAGUCGCCCAAGGAGUCAGCGGUUCAAUUGUCGAUAAGGGAUCUGUCCACAGAUUCGUGCCGUAUUUGCAGUGUGGUCUCAGGCACGGUCUUCAAGAUAUCGGUACUAUGUCAUUAACCGAACUCAGGAGGUUGAUGUACGUGGGAGAAUUGAAAUUUGAAAGGAGAACUUAUUCUGCCCAACUGGAAGGAAACGUACAUGGUUUAUUUAACUAUGAAAAGCGUCUAUUUUAAAGCAUUCCUACUCUAUUUUGUUAUUGCAUUUGCAUUUUAUUUUUCGCAUAACGACCAUAUUGUUAUAAUUUAUACUA
This is a messenger RNA of Nicrophorus vespilloides, 1783 nucleotides long. Its product is annotated as inosine-5'-monophosphate dehydrogenase-like. NCBI's taxonomy places the organism in Eukaryota, Metazoa, Arthropoda, Insecta, Coleoptera, Silphidae. Gene Ontology annotation, biological process: GTP biosynthetic process. The record is from RefSeq and is a predicted model, not a curated record. Gene Ontology annotation, molecular function: IMP dehydrogenase activity. Gene Ontology annotation, cellular component: cytoplasm. The transcript has 7 exons. The coding region runs from base 162 to 1706 and encodes 514 amino acids.